AUGUCCGAAGGCGCCACCGAAAGACCAAAGCGCUCUGUCAGAUUCGAUUUGAGCUCCGAUGACGGAGAUAGCCCCGAAAGGGACCAGACGGAGCUAUCAGCACCGCCAGCAACCCCCCAGAGUCCAAGACCAGAUACCGUUUCUGAAAAUGAAGCGGCUGGCGACAAUACACCCCUUCCGGAAACUACAGCAAAAGCUGCUCGCAAGGAGACUCUCGGGGACCUGUUCCGCAACCACAUGGUCGAUUCUGAAGAUGAUCGAAACUCCGAGUUCUUGCCAAGGAAUGAGCUGGAGACACUCCUGACCCGGGAGAGAAUCAUCCAGGAGCUGGUAAGAGUUGGUUGCAUCCCAAUACAAUACCAGCCAGAAGCCACUGAAGAGCAUUCCAACCCGACAAAGCUCUCGGUGAGCCUGGAUCAGCUUGACAACAGAAAGCAGGUCUUCGCCAUUCUCAUUCUCAUGGGACAGCUUGAAGCGAUGGUAGACUUCAUCAAAGAAGGUAUUGAUGACAGCCACCUCCCCUUCGAGCUCAAACGGGAAGUUGUUCGUUCCAGGAAAAAGCUCAAGGGGAGAGACUCUAGCCGCGCAUUCCGACCGGUCGAUUGGGGAAAUGGUGAGGUCGAAGCAUUUGAGAAUCAGCAGUGGAAAAUUUGCGUCCCCGUCUUUCACAUGAUAGACGAACUUGAGACGAAGCCACCACACUGGGAUUUUGCAGCCGAAAUGGUCUUACCCUUUCUCGAAAGCGAGCCGGUUGGUAAGGGAGGCUAUGGUGCUGUCAGGAAAGUAAAAAUACACGCGAGCCACCAUAAUAGCCCCAAAGGCGAUGAUCAAUGGUAUGCGGUGAAGAAGUUGACGGAGCCGGAUCAAAAGGCCUUUCUAGAGGAGGUGUCAAACCUGAGCCGAUUCAGUGGGAAAGGCAAGGAGCAUCCCCACCUAAUUCGGCUUCUGUGGACAUACGCCCUUGGUUCAGCCUACCACCUUGUCUUUCCUUGCGCUGAUGGCAAUUUGAUGGAUCUCUGGAACCAACACAAAAUGCCCCCUUCGGAAGGAAGGGACCCUGCUGUGACCCGUUGGUUUACGAAACAGUGUCUCGGGAUCAUUGAAGGGCUUCACAUGAUUCAUCAAGACUCCAACUCUGAGCCCAAAGAUGACGACAACAGACGACAUGGUCGACAUGGAGAUCUCAAGCCUGAGAAUAUUUUAUGGUUCAAGAGCUUUGAUGACCAAGAGGAAGGUUACAGUCUGGGAGUGCUGAAGAUUUCAGACUUUGGUCUCGCGAGGUUCCACGGUACGAAUUCCCGAUCCGGGAUCAACAUUAAUGCAGGGAGAGGAGUGGGAGGAUCGCCCACUUAUCGGGCGCCAGAAUACGACGUUCGUGAAGAAGUCGCUCAGAAUUAUGACAUCUGGUCCUUGGGUUGUGUUUUUCUUGAGCAUAUCACAUGGUAUCUUAAAGGCUGCGACGAAGUUUAUCAGUUCGGGGCUUCAAGGACGAAGGAAGACAUUGACCCGCAUGUGAAAGAAGACAAAUUCUUCCACUAUGUCCGGGUUCCAAGUACGCAACGCACGGGUGCGCAAGCAAAGAAAUCCGUUGCAAAGGAGUUCCAAGAACUUUAUGAUCAUCCACAUGGCUCAGAUUUUACCCUUGACCUCCUGGAGAUCAUUAGAGAUAAUCUGCUCCGUUUGAACCCCCAGAAGAGAGCUAAAUGCAACGAAAUCCGCGACAUCUUUCGGAAAUUACACCUCAAGUGCCAAGACUCAGAGUACUGCCGCACGAAGCGGACGAACAGGCCGCCUUUGCGGAAAGCCACCGAUCUCUCACUCCUAGAGCCUGAAAUUGUUGAUAAGUCAACAGACCGGUGUGGCUCCGAAUUCCAAAGUCAGCAAAAGCCUUUCUUCGGUCCGGGACCUCUGACUCAUGAAAGCACAUUGGUCGGAACAGAAGUGCAGGAUACUCCCGACGACAACUGUGGUAGCCCUCUUACCAAGAACCACACUACAGGUAGCAGCACCAAUCAAGAGCUUGUUGAAGAGGUUGAUGGAGGGCACAAGCCGGACGGCGCACUCAUGAUUACUUCACCCUAUCUGUUAUCCGAACCAUCUGAGGCGUUGGAGAAUGAUAACAAACCAUUGUCAGCACACCUGGAAACUAGGCAAGCCCCAAGUACGGCUCACUCCGCGAUAGUGCUAUCGAACUCAGUCGAGAGCAGCCUUAACGAUGAUACAGCCCAGAUUUCAACUGAUCCAUUACCCGAGGGUGGCGGACCGGAGUAUCAAGAUGGGCAGAGGAGUGAUAGAUCCAAGAGCGGCCCAAGGCCUCCUGAGAAGGCUCCUGGACAUCAAAUUCGCCAAAGUGCUCAGGUAGUAUACCUUACCGACUACUAA
This is a messenger RNA of Ilyonectria robusta, 2382 nucleotides long. Its product is annotated as kinase-like domain-containing protein. Gene Ontology annotation, molecular function: protein serine/threonine kinase activity; ATP binding. The transcript is spliced from 4 exons. Bases 1 to 2382 code for a protein of 793 amino acids. Lineage: Eukaryota; Fungi; Ascomycota; Sordariomycetes; Hypocreales; Nectriaceae. Gene Ontology annotation, biological process: peptidyl-serine phosphorylation; peptidyl-threonine phosphorylation. The record is from RefSeq and is a predicted model, not a curated record.